AUUGUUUUUUACGUAUUAAUUUACUUUAUUUAUAACUUUAAUAUUACGUUUUUUAACUUUUCAGAUACACCUUCCUUUCCUGGAUCUCGUUCAUCUACACCUAGUCUCUAUCGACAGGCACUCCAGCCACACGUCCCAACCGUAGAUGCCGGUGCAAUUGUGGAUCUGGAAGUGCAUGCAUGUAAAGUUGCUUCCUGUUUAGAUACCAUGUUGGAAAAUUUAAGUGGAACUUUACAGAGUAUUUCUUCAUUAACAGUAGAUUGUAUGGAGACUUAUCAAACAGCUGUAUUUAAAACAUGUAAUGGAGUAGAUACUAAUAUCAAGUCUAUGUAUCAACUAAUGGCCAAAUGUGAAGAAAUCAGUGCAUCAAUGAGACCACUUUAUAAAAUCUCAGAGGAAAUGUAUCCUUUUUUGAUAAAUUAAAACUAUUAUAUAUUUAUAUACAUAUGUAUUUUUUUAUAUUAAAAUUUUAUAUAUAUAUUUAAGUCUAAAAAAGACUAAGAUGCUAACUGGAAGUUAAAAUUGUGUGUGAUGCCAUUUGUUAUGAAAUUUUAUUAAAAAUAACUUUUAUAUUAUAUAAAUACUAGCAGAUAAGCCCAGCAUUGCUCAGGCAA
Centruroides sculpturatus (bark scorpion) is the source of this 614-nucleotide messenger RNA. RefSeq names its product BLOC-1-related complex subunit 6-like. The transcript is spliced from 3 exons. The record is from RefSeq and is a predicted model, not a curated record. The annotation marks the transcript as partial. Gene Ontology annotation, biological process: lysosome localization. Lineage: Eukaryota; Metazoa; Arthropoda; Arachnida; Scorpiones; Buthidae. Gene Ontology annotation, cellular component: BORC complex.